CGCCGAUCAGACAAGCCACAAUGUCCUCCCGAAACAAUCCGAACGACCUACUCAACGGAUACACUGGCCCAUUGCCUUCAAUGCAGGGCCAAGACCUACUCAACAGCAACAGGCAUAACGUCCUGUUGCCUUCGAUGCAACCCCAAGACCCAAUCCGGCGAUUCAUAGAGAAUCAUACCAACUCGUACAACACGGGGCGCAACACCUUCACAUUCUCGCGAGACGCAGCCAGGGACGGCUCCGGAUCCGUCAACCUGCUCGACGGGAACUGCCAGCUCCGUGCGGAGAGGAGCCAUGACAGGAACUGGUCCAGUCGCGCGACCGUGAGCAGCGACCGCGUCACCCUGGCUUCCGGCUCCGCAAACGUGAUAAGGUCAAGUGGAUCCGGGACCCCGAGGGCGCAAGCAUCGCGUGGGAGCAUAAGACUCAGCACAACAACAAUGUCUGCAGCCACUUUGAGACGGGUGUCAAGAACAACAACGGGGGGAUCGGUGCUUUCUUUCGGUGGGCAAUAGGCUUCAAUG
This is a messenger RNA of Cryphonectria parasitica EP155, 524 nucleotides long. RefSeq lists its product as uncharacterized. The record is from RefSeq and is a predicted model, not a curated record. Bases 21 to 515 code for a protein of 164 amino acids. The transcript has a single exon. Lineage: Eukaryota; Fungi; Ascomycota; Sordariomycetes; Diaporthales; Cryphonectriaceae.